GCACGGGGCCGCCGCCCCUCCGGACCCCGGCCUGGGCGCGCCCCGGGAGGCCGGGUGGGAGGGGCCGCCCCGGGCUCCCCGCGCCCCUCCCGCGGGCCCCGCCGCUUCCGCUCGCCCUGGGGCCGCCCGGGGAGCCAGGACGCGCAGCCCGGGCUCCUUGGACGCCGCGUGGGGGGCUCCCUGCUGUCACCCUUCUGCCAAACCCACUGUGAGGUCUCCUAGUGUGCUGGCCUGAGUCCUCUGGGCCCCACCCCCACGCACAGAUGGGGAAACUGAGGCACAAGGCUACCAAGUGGCUGGGCCCUGGAUGCACUGGAAGAUCCCACCCCCUCCAGGCCCACCUGUUACUGUUGUGGACGGUGCUCAGCUGUGGUUUGGGGAGCAGUGCUCAGGGUCCGGGGGAGUGGACGCCAUGGGGGUCCUGGAGCCGCUGUUCCAGCUCCUGCGGGCGGGGGCUAGCCGUGCGCAGCCGGCGCUGCAUCCGGCUCCCCGGGGAACAUCCGUGCUGGGGGGAUUCCCAUGAGUAUCGUCUCUGCUCCCUACCGGACUGCCCCUUAGGGGCCGUGCCCUUUCGUGAUCUCCAAUGUGCUCUCUACAAUGGCCACCCAGUCACGGGCAUUCAGAAGACCUACCAGUGGGUGCCCUUCUAUGGUGCACCCAACCAGUGCGACCUCAACUGUUUGGCGGAGGGGCACACCUUCUACCACAGCUUCGGCCGAGUGCUGGACGGUACCCCCUGCAGCCCUGGUGCCCAGGGGCUCUGCGUGGCAGGCCGCUGUCUUAGCGUGGGGUGCGACGGUUUGCUGGGCUCCGACGCUCGCGAGGAUCAGUGCGGUCGCUGCGGAGGCGCCAACGACUCGUGCCUUUUCGUGCAGCGUGUGUUCCGGGACGCUGGGGCCUUCGCGGGAUACUGGAACGUGACUCUCAUUCCAGAAGGCGCCAGACACCUCCGUAUCUCCCACCGGAGUCGCAACCACCUGGCACUGAUGGGGGGUGAUGGGAGCUACGUGCUCAAUGGGAACUGGGCCAUCAGCCCACCUGGGACCUACGUGGCAGCGGGCACCCGUGUGGUCUACACCCGUGAUGCUGAACUGGAGGAGACUCUGCAAGCCACAGGGCCCACAACCCAGGACAUGCUCUUACAGGUUCUGCUGCAGGAGCCCAACCCCGGUAUCGAGUUUGAGUUCUGGCUCCCCCAGGAACGCUAUGACCCGUUCCUGGCUCAGAGCCAGGCCCUGGGCUGGUCUCUGCGGCAGCCACAGCCCCGGGAGGUGGAACUUCAGCCCCCUGUGAUCCCCACGGCCCCCGCUGCCCGCCCCCCACGGACCUCGACCCCUGCCCCAGACUCCUGCCCCCCCUGUCCCGACACCCGAGGCCGUGCCCACCGGCUUAUCCACUACUGCAACAGCGACUUUGCACUGCUCUCUGCCCAGUGUUCCGAGCCCAAGUGCUGGGCCGCCUCCGUCAGGCCGAGGAGACCCGCUACGAGGUGCGUGUGCUUCUCAUCUACAAGAACCGCUCGCCCCUGCGUGCCCUGGAGUAUGUGUGGGCACCGGGCCGCUGCCCCUGCCCGCCGCUGGCCCUGCAUCGCGAGUACCUGCUGGCCGCCCGGCGCCUCGUCAGCCCCGAUGGCACCAAGGACCAGCUGCUGCUCCCGCACUCGGGCUAUGCCCGGCCCUGGAGCCCCGCGGAGGACAGCCGUGUGCGCCUGACUGCCCGCCGCUGCCCUGUCUGAGUUCACGGCUAAAGCCCCCCCCCCCCCA
This is a messenger RNA of Sorex fumeus (smoky shrew), 1763 nucleotides long. RefSeq names its product ADAMTS like 5 (gene ADAMTSL5). Lineage: Eukaryota; Metazoa; Chordata; Mammalia; Eulipotyphla; Soricidae. The record is from RefSeq and is a predicted model, not a curated record. The transcript is spliced from 13 exons. Bases 264 to 1712 code for a protein of 482 amino acids. Gene Ontology annotation, biological process: extracellular matrix organization. Gene Ontology annotation, cellular component: extracellular matrix. Gene Ontology annotation, molecular function: metalloendopeptidase activity; protein binding.